ACUGUUGCCCAUUAAAUCUGUCUCUCAGACUGCUGUGUGACAGGAAAAAGCGCAGAGCUUUGUCAGUGAAUUGAUCUUACAGUUGAAGCUCCAUUCUUCUGUUUUUUUGUAAUGUGCUUUAUUGGCAGCUGAUGCAUCAGAAGUAAAUGACCUUCAUUCACACGAGCAGCUUCUGUAAUUUUCAAAUGUUAUCACUUCAAUAAAGCAGGAAGAGAGAUGCUGUUUAUUGUUUCUACAGUUCAUUGUGGAAAUCAAAAAUCCAAAGCAAGAAUCAACUACUGCGUGGUGAAGUGAAUAUUACCACAGGAUGGCAGUACCCCAUUAGUAUUUUCAACUGUUAAUAGGACCUUUUCCCUUUCAAGACAUUUUGACAUGUCUCAGUAGGAAAAGCACAGGUGUAAAUAAUAAAAUUGAUGAUGGCUGAAUUCCAUUUAGCUGCUUCAAGUUCAGGGUCCUGGUAUUGUUCAUGCUGGCUCAUUGUCACAGCUUACUUUGAAGCUUGAAUAGAACAGAGCCAUCAUUAAUGUUACUAGUCACACCUGUGCUUUUCUAACUAUGCAAGUCAAAACGUCUGCUGUGAAAAAGGCCAAUCUGUUGGUGACUAACCCUGUAUCUCUCAUGUCAUACUGUCAUUGUCUGUAUGAAUGAGUCUGAGCAAAUAGUAAUUAAAAACUAACAAAAUGAUAUAUUGAUGGUUGCCUUAAACAUUAAUUAGAAUCUUUAACACGUCAUUUUCCAUACAUUUGCCAUAUUUAGAUAUAUGGAAAUCAGAAAAAUAUCCUUAAUACAGUGAUAUUGAGUUCAACAACAUAUCCCAGUCCUAAUACUUCAUACUAGUGAUCUUUGAUUUUGAUUUCAGGUUUAGAUAAGAAAAAAAUGCCCAGACACUGACAAAAACUUAGAACAUGUGGGACCAUGGUCCUGUGACUGAAACAUUCAAUUCUUUAUCUCAUUGGUUUCACUUUUUUUUUUUAAACCUUACACAUGUAAUAAAUUGAUUGUUUUUGUAAAUGUAUUGGUACUGUUUGUUUUGGCUACACUCACCUCACGCACCUACUUUUGCAUCAAACACUUUUUUGACUUGUGAUAGCGUGUGGUAGGUCUGGAAAGUUUUGCUGAGAUUUAUAGAUAUACCAAACAAACAAACAACCAACCAACCAACCAACCACCAUUUAUUUAAAUAUUAUACCACAUUUACCAGCCUAGUUCUUUACGUACAUGAGUGGGCUGUGACUGCGCCCUUGUGGGCAGAGUAGUAAACAUCUUAUUGGCGUUUUAGGGGCAUAAAACCAGGAGGUCACAAGUUCCCGAUGCGGUGCGAAAGUACGUUUGAGCAAGACAGUAAACACUUAAUAUCUCUGAACGUCAGGAGAUCAACUACAAAAAAAUGUCAUCAGUACUUUAAAACAAACAAACAAAAAAUGAGUCAGUGGCCUAUACUGGAGGCUAUAUUUUAUAAGCUUGGUAUAUUAGUGUUUCAGUAUACAUUAAGUUGCUGUUUACGAAAUGCAUUCUGAUUAAAAGGUUUUCAUGCCAAAAAAACCGUGUCAGUGACAAUGAUCACAAGCACCGCAUAGGACCAGUGUAUUAUUUUAAAGUUUACCUGGCAACAGCUGAGCUAAUACCCCUUUUACUUCAAUUUAAAGAACAGUUACCCCCUCAUCUUCAUGACAAGAGGCUGAAUGAUUUAACAUGUACUGUCUCUUCGUAAAUGCACCUUUGCUCUGGUAAAGAGGAUGGGUGAAGCAGCUGACGGUGCGGACAGACGCGCAGCCUGUUACCGACCGGGAGUUAUUGACAACAUGCCACAGGUCUGCCUGGCAGACGACACGGAGGAGCACCGGGGCGAGACCAAAACAGGGACUUUCCAUCAUCAGUAAGCCUUUAUCAUCUUUUACUGUUUUCUCUGCAUUAGCCGGGUUAAACGGCAUCGCUCGCGUCCCCGUCAUGCAUCUUACAGCGUUUUUAUUUAUUUAUCGCUGUUUUUUUUUUAAAUGUCUUUUGGCCUGUAGCGAUGACGGUGGUACGAGAGCUGAAUUGCUUGACAGAUAUCAGUAGGAUAUAUGCGUUUACUGCGCCUUUACCCUACAGCUACAGGCUACAUAAUGGCUGCGCAGUGGCACUGCUACCCAUUUGGAGUCCCAUAUUGUAUAAGACAAUUACAUUAAAUUAAAAAAAGUAAACCAGGCGAUAUAAUUAUCUAUAGGAGACCUGACUGUGAACAUCUUAUUCAGUGACAGUGCAUCAAUAAAAUUCAGACUUCAUCAGCAUCUCAUUGAAGGGAAACCCCGUUCAAUUAGGUUCAAUAACCCAUAAUGAUCAGUGAUCAAACCGUGGUGACGCUAUAGAUCUGGUUGUUCUGUAGUUGUUUUACGAGAUGUAUUGAUUUUCAGUGCUAUCCAAAUAUAAUAAUAGGUCAGAUAGUCAGGUAGAUAGAUGUGUCCCCAGCUUCAGUAGCGCACAUGUAAUGCAAUAAACCGAACACCAUGGUAACAGCAGUACAAAACACAGCAUUUCCAUCACUUCUAUAGUCUCCAUCCCUCUCGGUUUCUCACAGGUGACUACCUGGUUUGGAUGAUCCACUUGCUCCUGUGUAAUAUGGUCUCCUUAACCUGAUUGACCAUCAGACGAAGCUGCCUUCAGAUGCUCAAUGAGAAAUGUGAGGGAGAUUGAGUUAACACAGAUGUGACCACUCAACCUACUCUUUGAAGCAUAAAAGUACUUGGAGCCUAAUCUUAUGAGGACACUGGGUUUCUCCCACAGCUGCCUGCUGUGCUGUAAGUAUUAUGUGUUUGUGUCUAAUUGACCCCAAACAUAAGUAAAGUCUCUAUGUAGGAUAACAUACUGUACAUUUUUGACCUACAUAUAAAGUAUUUGUUCAUCCAUGACAUAAAAUGUGAAAUAUUUCAAUGUCUCUGGUUUUCUCUCUCUACUCUGAAGAAAAGUCCAGCUGGGAAGUAAAGGUGCCCUGAGGUAGAGCUAUGGGCUGUGGGGGGAGCAGGACUGAUGCUCUGGAGCCUCGAUACCUGGAGAGCUGGACCAAGGAGACAGAGUCGACGUGGCUGACCAGCACAGACACGGAUAUCCCUCUGUCGUCCAUCCAGAGCAUACCCUCUGAGAACUCUGAGGCCAGCUUCACUUCUGAGAAAACAAUCAGUCCCGUUCCAGAUUUCUUUGAGGACAGCCUUCCUCUUCCUGCACAGGCAUACCUCAAGGUCUGUUCGGCCGUGUCUGAAGUUAGUCUGAACGACAUGAAGCCCAGCAGCCCCCCUGCAAUACUGGGCUCUCCACCCAAAGAGGCGGUGUUACCGUCAUCUGGCACCACAGUGCAGCGCAGAAGUGUUCUACACACUGAAGAGAUUACAAAAUGGCAGGACAAUCGGAUGUCGACCAAGCAGGUGACCAUCACAGUGACAAAGAGCAUCCAUCAGGUGGACAAGAACGGGAAGGUGAAGAAGUCCCUCACCACCUACGAGGUUAUGAAACCUGUGGAAACCCUCAAACAGGUGGCCACACAAAACACUUGAGUGCAGGCGAGACUGGAAGAAGCCAAAGAAAAAUUAAGAUAACUGUGAAAUAAGUGAAGUGAUUGUGUUUUUGUGGAAAAAUCUUUACGGUCUGAAGGCUGUUGAAAGGACAAGAAUGCGUGACUUUUCUCUGAGACUUUGAACUGUACGCUUUAGAUUGUCAUACUGAAAACGUGGCUCAUUUUCAUAAAAAACAAAGUUUAACUAGGCCGUAUUGUAUUUAAUACUGUAAGCUGUAUUUCUAUGGUGCCUGUUACAAUAUUUUACUGUACUUGGACACGUUGAAAAAAUCGACAUGUAAAACUGUACGUCGGUCAGAGAAAAUACAAAACAUGACAUUUUACAGUACAGACAGUAUCAGACCAGAACUAAAUAAAUAAAUUCAUAGUAUUCAGUAAAGACAGCCUGUUUUAAAAUCAUUGAGAGGAAAUCAUUACUUGGCACAAUUUAAAUUCCACAAGUGAGCCAAAAUCUAAAAAGCAUUUUAACCUCAAUUUUAAGAUCCUUUUAGGAUAAAUAUAUGUGUAAAGCUAUUAAUACUGUAUUAUUUCAUUUUAUUGAAUAUUCACAAAUUAUAAAUAUUUUCUAGUUUUGUUAUUUGACAUGUAGUUGCUGCUGUGCUACAAUCUGUAUGGCUCAGGAAAAUGAAAUUGAUUGUGAUGAUUGCACUAUUGACAGUGAAGCCUGGACAGGAGUUUGUGCUGACAAUGUAAAAAAUUGUCUGACUACAUCGUGUUGUGUUGUUUGUACAAUACAGUGUUAAAUUUUCUUAUGUAGUCAUUCGUGUUUUCUAAUGACAAUAAAUUAAACAACUACA
Molecule: messenger RNA, 4344 nt
Organism: Siniperca chuatsi (mandarin fish)
Lineage: Eukaryota; Metazoa; Chordata; Actinopteri; Centrarchiformes; Sinipercidae
Gene: baalcb
Product: BAALC binder of MAP3K1 and KLF4 b
Exons: 3
Coding region: 2982-3527 (181 amino acids)
Cellular component (GO): cytoplasm
Source: RefSeq, a predicted model, not a curated record